Molecule: messenger RNA, 1545 nt
Organism: Metarhizium album ARSEF 1941
Lineage: Eukaryota; Fungi; Ascomycota; Sordariomycetes; Hypocreales; Clavicipitaceae
Product: MYND finger family protein
Exons: 3
Coding region: 1-1545 (514 amino acids)
Cellular component (GO): nucleus
Molecular function (GO): protein binding
Source: RefSeq, a predicted model, not a curated record
AUGCCAUCUAUUGAGACCCGGCUCCAUCCUCGCAAACACCGCGCGCUCCACGCCACGCAGCCCUUUCAACCCUCGCAGACAAUCCACACGUUCCACCCGCUCAUCUUACACCCAUCGCUCUCGCAUCUCACAUCCGUGUGCACCCACUGCCUGCGUCCCGGCUCGCCGCGCGCCUGCUCCCGCUGUCGCGCCGCGUACUAUUGCAACGCCAGCUGCCAGCGAGCCGCCUGGGCCGCCGUUCACUCCUACGAAUGCGAGGCCCUCCAGCAGCACAAGCUGGGCUCGCGGAGAGGCGCCGACCUCCCCGCCCCCGUCAGAGCGCUCCUCCAAACCCUCCUCAAGAAGGAGAUUGAGGACGGGGUCACCGCGCUGGACGGCCACAGCUCAGAACGGAGGAAGGGCAAAUGCUGGUCCGACUUGGAGAUGAUGGCCCUGGCGGCGUGUGCCUUUGCCGGCAAGCAAGGCGAGAGCGAUGUGCACAAGGCAGUCGAGCUGCUCUGCAAGAUCCAGACGAAUGCCUUUCACAGAUGGGACGCGGACCUGGGACAAGUAGGCGUGUUUUUAGAACCAACGCUCGCCAUGGCCAACCACUCGUGUAUCCCCAACGCAGUGGUGCAGUUCAUAGGCCGCAAGGCAGUGUUGAUGGCCGAGAGGCCGAUCGAGGCAGGUGACGAGAUUGAAAUAUCCUACACAGACUAUACGAUGCCCCUGUCUGCGCGUAGGGAGGCCCUCAAACAGUACAGCUUCGAAUGCGCAUGCGCCCGGUGCAGAGGCGACUUGAACGUGUACCAGGUCCGCGCGGCUUACCCAAACACGUGCAGCGUAAUAGAUGUAUCUAGCAACAAGCAUGCCGCAGUCACGGACAAGCACACGCAAGACGUCGCGGCGAGAUGCACCGCGGAGCCAGCCCAACUGCCGCUCUCGCUGCCCGCCCGAUAUGCCGCUCUCAAGGCACAAUAUCAGCUUGCUCGCGCCCUCAUCGAUGCCAAUCUGUGGGCUGUGUCUCCGGUUCCGCAACUCCUCGCCGAGACGGCAAUCUACUUUGCUGAGAGGGACAACUUUCCGUACGCGCUGUUUGUGGCGGCAUUGAUUGCGACAUGGUGUGACCCGUUCCGCUACGCUGCGCCGUUUCAUCCGGUCCGUUUGAAAAACCUCUUCAUGAUGGCCAAGUUGCUAGCCAACACUGCCGAGAACACGGUGGUUGCGGCGGCGCCGGCGGCGAAAGGUGGACUGGAUCAGAAGCUCCAGCAGACGUUGUUGGACAUGGAUCAGGUCUCGCUGUGCCAGAUGCUUCUCAUCAUGGUCCUCAAGAUGUGCCCUGGGGAGCUGGCGAAUUGGGACUUGUGCGUUUCGGCCAGAGACAUGUUGGCCGAUAUCGGAAAGCUGCCCGGGCGAGACAAGGAAUUGUCGCUGAUAAAUGGGUGGGCGGCAGAAGAAGAAGCUGAGGUGUCGAGAAUGUUCUUCGAGUACGCCGUGGUCAAGCAGGUUGGUAUUUUGGCGGACCUGGGGAGGGACGUGAUGAAGUCUAUGGACCCGUCUGAGUAG